Molecule: messenger RNA, 782 nt
Organism: Truncatella angustata
Lineage: Eukaryota; Fungi; Ascomycota; Sordariomycetes; Amphisphaeriales; Sporocadaceae
Exons: 1
Source: RefSeq, a predicted model, not a curated record
GUUGGGUUCUUGAGGAAUAUCUAGGUCAGCUGAUUACCUGAUCUGAGCGCUGGGCGCCUAGAGCUUCGAUUAUAUGCCACCUAUUCUUCUCAGCUGCUGACCUAAUUGUGCAUACAAGAUAUAUUCGAUCUUAACUACUUCUAGUCUCGCUGCCCAUCCUCUGCCGCCGCACUCUUGAAUAGACAUAUCCUCCGUUAGGAAGUCAAGUAGCGUCAAACUUUCUGAAAGAGUCAAUGAUAUUUGUGAUGGCAGUAGUCUGGCGCUGCCUAUAUCACGUAGCCGUCCCAUGAUGCUGUCCAUUUGACAUUGGGUGAGAAGGCGUGCCGACGGACAUGGAAAUCAGCGUUCAGAUCCAGAAUGAUCAAAGUAAUUUGCAAGUCCUACAAGAAUCGGCCUUGUGACAUAGAUACCUCAACGACUAUAGUCGAUUUCAUAUGGGUUACAGUCCAUCAAUCGGACCCUGAUCAGGUGCCAAUCCAUCUUCCGGGCGAAAUAACCAGGCCCACGCGCCAUAUAUUGGGUUUGAACCCUCGGGACAACUUUGUGGUCAAUGGGAUCUUGUGGGGCAUGGAAUGGCUUCAUGGGAAACGAGCGCAUGGGACGCUACGUGCUUGGCGUUCAUGGACGAUACGCGAAGCCGAGAGGAAGUUUCGUAGUGUUCACAAGGGGUCAGUCAGUGCUAUGAAUUGAUAGAGUUUAAUGUUGUGUAAAUGCCCAGGGACCCUAUGGAGCUUCGAACUUGGUGAAUGUCUGCUGUAAAGCAACGUUGGUUUGGCUAAGCA